AUUCUCGAGAUCUAAACAAGUAUAAAAGUGACCCAAACUCCAUGCCAUAAUCACAAUUGCCGAUACAAUUUCUUCAAAUUCCUCUGACCUUCUUCGAGCUUAGGCCUUCUUAUUACAUACAAUUUUUUUUGUUCCAACACCCAAUUUCCUCAAGAUGAGUAGGCCAGGAGACUGGAAUUGUAGGGCAUGCAACCAUUUGAACUUCCAAAGAAGGGACUCAUGCCAGAGGUGUGGGGAGCCAAGACCAGGUGAGAGAGGUGAGUAUGGAGGUGGUUAUGGAGGGCGGAGUAGUGGCUCGUUCGGAUUCACCACCGGACCGGACGUCCGUCCAGGUGACUGGUACUGCACCUUUGGAAACUGUGGCGCCCAUAACUUCGCCAGCCGCUCGAGUUGUUUCAAGUGCGGUGCUUCAAAGGACGAAUCACCAAGUAGCUUUGAAGGUGACAUUACUAGAAUGAGGGGCUAUGGUUAUGGCGGCGGCAGCUCCAGUCGCUCUAGUUGGAAGUCAGGCGACUGGAUUUGCACCAGAUCCGGGUGCAAUGAGCACAACUUCGCCAGUAGGGUGGAGUGCUUCAGAUGCAAUGCUCCAAGGGACUCCGGUGGCAAGUCUCCAUAUUAGUGCACCGUAGAUUUUCCAUUUUUGGGAACUUGCUGUUCCAUGAAGAAGCAAGAAUUGCAAGACAUUCUCUUAUUAUGUUCCAAGCCACUCCUUUUAGCACCCCGCCCUAUUCUUCUUUUUCGUUUCUCCAGUUUACUAAAUAUGUAUCUCCUUUAUUCUGCUGCUGAGCUUUAAUAGAUCAAUCAUGUCUCGAAGACUUGUUCAAAAAGCUAACUCAGUUGCAUUUUGUGAAAUUUUCUUAUAUAGCAUGACUAAAAGCAUGGUGUGCUACAAUUUAUUAUAUAUCUACAAUAGCAUAUAUAUAUAUAUAUAUAUAUAUAUAUAUUUA
This is a messenger RNA of Ziziphus jujuba (common jujube), 947 nucleotides long. Its product is annotated as transcription initiation factor TFIID subunit 15. The coding region runs from base 155 to 619 and encodes 154 amino acids. The transcript has 4 exons. Lineage: Eukaryota; Viridiplantae; Streptophyta; Magnoliopsida; Rosales; Rhamnaceae. Gene Ontology annotation, molecular function: mRNA binding. Gene Ontology annotation, cellular component: cytoplasm. The record is from RefSeq and is a predicted model, not a curated record.